UUUACCUGAAAAAAAGACGAAAAAGAAAACCAAACCAAAAGUUAAAGUUGUGUUUAUGUUUGAUCGUUGAGUUAUUGUUAUUGCAAAGUUAAACGAGCGUUAUUUAUGAGACAUUGAGACGAAAUCCAAAGAAAUCCUACCAAAGUUAAGCGAAAAAGCCCACCACCAAAAGAAAACAUAAGUUCGAAAAUGUCGUUCUCCAAGGCCAAAUUGAAGCGUUUCAAUGACGUGGAUGUGGCCAUCUGCGGCUCGCCAGCAGCCUCCAAUAGCUCGGCUGGUUCGGCGGGCAGUGCCACGCCCACAGCGUCGACGACAGCCGCUGCUGCUGCUGCUCCUGCUCCGCCCACUGUUCAGCCGGAACGCAAGGAGCAGAUCGAGAAGUUCUUCAAGGACGCCGUGCGCUUUGCGUCCAGCUCGAAGGAGGCCAAGGAGUUUGCCAUUCCCAAGGAGGACAAGAAGUCGAAGGGACUGCGCCUCUUCCGCACUCCCUCACUGCCGCAGCGUCUGCGUUUCCGUCCGGCGCCCAGUCACACGGAUGCGGGUGCCAGCGGCAGCGGAAGUGGUGCCUCCACGGCCGCCUCAACGCCGCUCCAUUCGGCGGCCACCACGCCCGUGAAAGAGGCCAAGUCCGCCAGCCGUCUCAAGGGCAAAGAGGCCCUGCAGUACGAGAUCCGGCACAAGAACGAGCUGAUCGAGAGCCAGUUGAGCCAGCUGGACGUGCUGCGUCGCCACGUGGAGCAGCUGAAGGAAGCGGAGGCCAAGCUGCGAGAGGAGCAUGAGUUGGCCACGGCCAAAACGGAUCAGCUCAUCGAGGCUCUGACCAGCGAAAACCACUCGCACAAGGCCCUCAACGAGCAGAUGGGUCGGGAGCAGGCCGAUCUCCUCGAGCGUUUGGCUGCCAUGGAACAGCAGUUGCAGCAGCAGCGCGAGGAGCACGAAAGCCAGGUGGAGCAGCUGGUGGCCGAGAGCGAGGCCCUGCGACUAGCCAAUGAGCUGCUGCAGACGGCCAACGAGGAGCGUCAGGUGGCGGAGCAGCAGCUGCAGGCCCAACUCACUGCCCUCCAGGCGGAUGUGGCCCAGGCCCGCGAGCACUGCAGUCUGGAGCAGGCCAAGACGGCCCAGAAUAUCGAGUUGGUGGAGAAUCUGCAGCGGAACAAUGCCUCGCUGCUGGCCGAUGUGGUCCAGCUGAAGCAGCAGAUCGAACAGGAUGCCCUGGCCUACGGGCAGGAGGCCAAGAGCUGUCAGGCGGAGCUGGAGUGCCUGAAGGUGGAGCGCAACACGCUGAAGAACGACCUGGCCAACAAGUGCACCCUCAUCCGGUCGCUGCAGGACGAGCUGCUGGACAAGAACUGCGAGAUCGACGCCCACUGCGACACCAUACGGCAGCUGUGCCGCGAGCAGGCGCGCCACACGGAGCAGCAGCAGGCGGUGGCCAAGGUGCAGCAGCAGGUGGAGAGCGACCUCGAGGGCGCCGUGGAGCGCGAGAAGAGCUACUGGCGCGCCGAGCUGGACAAGCGCCAGAAGCUGGCCGAGAACGAGCUGAUCAAGAUCGAGCUGGAGAAGCAGGACGUGAUGGUGCUGCUGGAGACCACCAACGACAUGCUGCGCCUGCGCGACGAGAAGCUGCAGAAGUGCGAGGAGCAGCUGCGCAACGGCAUCGACUACUACAUCCAGCUGAGCGAUGCGCUGCAGCAGCAGCUGGUGCAGCUCAAGCAGGACAUGGCCAAGACGAUCACCGAGAAGUACAACUACCAGCUGACGCUGACCAACACGCGCGCCACCGUCAACAUCCUGAUGGAGCGGCUCAAGAAGUCGGACGCAGACGUGGAGCAGUUCCGGGCGGAGCUGGAGUCGGUGCAGCUGGCCAAGGGGGCGCUGGAGCAGAGCUACCUGGGCCUGCAGGCGGACGCGGAGCAGCUGCGCCUGCAGCUCAACGAGAGCCAGGAGGCGCUCUCCGCGCUGAGGUCCUCGUCGCAGACGCUGCAGAGCGAGGAGCGCAUCGACGGCGACGCACAGCUGGCCCACUACCACGAGUUGCGGCGCAAGGACGAGACGCGCGAGGCCUACAUGGUGGACAUGAAGAAGGCGCUCGAUGAGUUCGCAACCGUGCUGCAGUUCGCCCAGUUGGAGCUGGACAACAAGGAACAGAUGCUGGUGAAGGUGCGCGAGGAGUGCGAGCAGCUGAAGCUGGAGAACAUUGCCCUCAAGUCCAAGCAGCCGGCAUCCGCCGCCUCGCUGCUUGGCACUCCUGGCAAGGCCAACCGGUCGAACACCACCGAUCUGGAGAAGAUCGAGGAUCUGCUGGGCGACACGGAGCUGCGUUCCGACUGCGACAAGAUCACCUCGUGGCUGCUCAACACCUCGGAGAAGUGCACUGUGCGCCAGGACAGCAGCAGCGAGAUCAGCGAGCUCCUGCUCGCCGGAAAAUCCUCGCCGCGUCCCACCCCCCGCACGCCCAAGGCCGCGCCCAGUCCGCGCACGCCCCGCACCCCGCACCCCCGAUCGGCGGCCAGCACGCCCAAGAAGACCGUCCUGUUCGCCGGCAAGGAGAACGUGCCCAGUCCGCCCCAGAAGCAGGUGCUCAAGGCACGCAACAUCUAGGUCUCGGACGAUCCCUUGUACCAACUACUAUACUAUACUAUUAUAAAUUACAUACCUUA
Drosophila elegans is the source of this 2660-nucleotide messenger RNA. RefSeq names its product myosin-10 (gene mira). NCBI's taxonomy places the organism in Eukaryota, Metazoa, Arthropoda, Insecta, Diptera, Drosophilidae. The record is from RefSeq and is a predicted model, not a curated record.